Salvelinus sp. IW2-2015 is the source of this 808-nucleotide messenger RNA. Its product is annotated as connector enhancer of kinase suppressor of ras 3-like. NCBI's taxonomy places the organism in Eukaryota, Metazoa, Chordata, Actinopteri, Salmoniformes, Salmonidae. Gene Ontology annotation, molecular function: protein binding. The record is from RefSeq and is a predicted model, not a curated record.
GGUAGUUUUAGCUGAGCAGAAACUGUGCAACUUGAUCUCAAGCAUAGUGAAGAACCGUGGGGGGUUCACUCCUGCCUCCAGCCAUGCGUGUGAAAGAGUUCCCAGUCACUGAGUGCGCCGAGAAUACGAGCUAGAGAGAAGAGGAUCACAGAGAGACAGCUGCUAUACAGAGAAGAUCAAGAAGCAAUGGGAGUUUGAUAAUAAAUUAAUAAAGUGACAAUCGUAGGCUACCGAAACAGUGUUUUGUAUUGUCGUUUUCUAAUUAUUGUUUAAGUUCGUUUGUUUGAGAUGCAAGCAAUGGAUCCAAUAACGAAGUGGACACCAAAGCAAGUUGUCGACUGGAUGAAAGGCUUGGAUGACAGCCUGCAGCAGUAUGUGCCUAAUUUUGAGCGGGAGAAGAUCAGCGGGGAGCAGCUGCUGAAGAUCUCCCAUCAGGACCUGGAGGAGCUGGGUGUGGCCCGCAUCGGACACCAGGAGCUGGUGCUGGAGGCUGUAGACCUGCUCUGUGCUCUGAACUACGGAGUGGAGACCGACAACCUAAAGGGUCUGGUGGUGAGGAUGAGAGCGGCCACCAACGGCCUGCACAUGUCCACGUCAGACCACAGGAAGAGCCCGACGUACAACGGCAGCACUUCCCGGAAACCUCCCAAUAACUUCCUAACCUCUGUAGUGGAGCUCAUCGGAGCCGCCAAGAGCCUCCUGGCCUGGCUGGACAGUACGCCCCUGACUGGGAUCAGUGACUUCACCACCACCAAGAAUAAGAUCAUUCAGCUGUGUCUGGACCUCACCACCACAGUUCAACAGGUCU